UUCUUGUGUCGCGCCUCGCACGCGCUUUCCGUUUCGCCGAGCACCGCUAAACUGCCUCUAUUUCUAGGUCGAACCGGUGCUUCUUCCAGGAUGUCCGAGAACCUGGAUUCUCAAAAACUGAAUGGAAAUCCCGCUCGAUCCCCGCAACAGGCCAUCAAGGCUCCGUCUCCGGAGGACAUUUCGGUGAAGCCGCACCCGGCGGCGCACCAGGCCCUGGAGUUCCUCAAAUCGGUCGACGAGUGCAAGGCCGUUUCGGACAUUGCGAAGAAAAUCGUCAUGGGCCACACCAGCUGGGCCGUUAGGACCGUUCGCACGCUGUUGUGCGAGUUGCUCAACUUGCCUCGAGAGCGGCUUUCCAACGUCUCCAGACUCGGCGCCUUUCACUUCGCCAUCGCCCUGCAGAAGAGCCGAAAAGAGCUGGCGCUGCUCCACAUGAGGAGGGGGCUGUUGUAUUUAGAAAUGCGCGAGGCGAGUCUCGCCAUCGCCGACGCGUUGCGAGCCGUUUCGCUCGACAGGGAAAACAGCAACGGCUUUUUUUUGCUCUCCUCUUUUUUAUUAGAAGCAUACAAAGAUUUACAGAACAUGCCACCGGAGAUGUUCCGGAUGGCACACAAAAUGGCGCAUAUCGGAUACACGCUCAACCCGGAAGACUCGCACUUGGAGCUGACGUUCGACGUCUCCGUCCCGCCCCCGGAGUCGGUGCCGAGGGUGGUCGACGACGAGGCGAGAAGGCAGGUGUUGCAGUACUCUAUUUCCAGGGGCGACGCCGGGCCGCUCUUGUUCCCGCCGCACCCGUCUCGCUCGGCCUGGUGGUCGAACGCGUUCCGGAGGUUGAUCAUGGAGACGUUGCCCGUGUGCAACCAGACGCACCCGUUCAAUUACUCGAACGUUCAGUGCCAAUACGACAAGGUGAGCUCGUUUUUCGAGCAGAUGAGCAGAGACUUCGACAUGCUGCACUUCCAGCUGAGCCAGACACCGACUCAGGUCGGCGAGGUGACGGUGUCGAUUCACUGCGCCAGGGAGUUCUCGCCCGGAGACGUGAUUUUCGAGGAGAGGCCCUACAUCGUCGCGUCCACCACGGACUCUUUGGGGCACUCGUACAUGGACGAAAGCGUGGUGGACGGCGGCAGCGCGAGCACGUCGAGUCAGUCCGGAUCCGCGAAGGAGAGCACCAGAAGGAAGAGAUACGAUAAGCUUCGUGACUGGGCGAGACACAACGACUGUCCAGAAGUUUUGUUGGUUUGGCAAUAUUUGGUCCGAUUGAAGGAGUACCGGAAGGUGGAUCCUUCGAAAAAGAACGGCUUCCAGGACCCGUUCCCCUAUUUGUCGCAUCCGGGAGACCAGAAGUUCGAGAAUCUGAUCAAGUACAGGUAUCGCUUUUGGGACCACUACAGCGCCUACAUACGUCUGUCUUGGGCGUGGGGGUUUUGCAAGGAGCACCAGGAGUUCGAUUUCGAGUGGUACUUGGACCAGGUGGGAACGGUUGUUUUGAACUCGUUGAGGCUGAGUCCCCCCCCGUGUCAGCAGCAGAGUUCGGCGGUUCACGCGGCGGACGACCUGGACAAGAGUGGCGGCGCGCCCUCCAACAGGGCGCCGGAGCUGAGCGAGGGGAUCCCGGGAGACAUGAUCAUCAACGUGCGAGUGGAAGGCUCUCCGUUCAUACCGGUGAUUCCGGGUCACAUAUCGAAGGUUUCGUCGGUGAUGGCGCUGUUUCAGUUGGCUAGUUUUAUUCCGAAUGACUGUAUCAAUCCGACAAUAGAAUACAAUGUAGUUUGGAAGGAGAACGGUCCGGUGCUGCAAGUGAUCGCCCUUAAGAUUUUGACGGUGGGGACCAGUCUUCGAAGGAACAUGAUCCCGCCCGAGGCAAAGGUGAGUCGUCGUGCGUUGGCGAGUUUUGGUUCUCUUUGUUCUUGCCUGGAGUGUACAAGGCUACCUCGUCCGGUUGUCGUCGAUCUUUAGUUCGUGUAUAUGACACACGGCAUACACGGGGUGGUUUUC
Molecule: messenger RNA, 1998 nt
Organism: Schistocerca gregaria
Lineage: Eukaryota; Metazoa; Arthropoda; Insecta; Orthoptera; Acrididae
Exons: 2
Coding region: 91-1959 (622 amino acids)
Molecular function (GO): protein binding
Source: RefSeq, a predicted model, not a curated record